AUGACAACCUCAGCGCACAGGACGUGGUUCAUCACGGGCUGCACGAGCGGUUUCGGCGAGGCCCUCGUGCGGAAGCUGCUGGCGGAGGGGGAUAAUGUCAUUGCCACGGGGCGUGGCGGGGCGGAGGCCAGGCUUGCGCACCUGCGAGACUCGACGACAGCGGCGCGGUUUCGGAUCAUGGAGCUUGACGUCGGAGCAGCGUCUGAGGCGGAGGUACGGACCCAGGUGGCUGAGGCGUGGGGGUACUUUGAGGGCGGGGUUGAUGUUGUUGUGAAUAAUGCUGGGUAUAUCGUAUCUGGACUUGUCGAGGAGUUGACACAAGAGGAGAUGGAAGCGAGCUUCAAGACGAACUUUCACGGUCCGCUGAACAUUACGCGCGCGUUUCUGCCGAUGAUGAGGGAGAGGGGGACGGGGACGCUGGUGUAUAUCAGUUCGCAGGCGGCGUGGCAUGUUGAAGUCGGUGCUGGGGCGUAUAGCGCGGGUAAAUUCGCGCUCGAGGGCGCCGUCGAGACACUCUCCAAAGAACUAUCCGUCCUCGCUCCAAACAUAAAGGUCAUCAUCAUCGAGCCGGGCUUCUUCCGCACCAAAGUCUUUAACAAGAUAUUCAAUGUUCCAGCCCGUAUUCCCGAGUUUGCAGAGUUCAACGCUGCGAUCAGGGCGGGCGCCGAGGCGCUUCCGGGGACGGAGCUGGGGGACCCUGAGAAGGCUGUAGCGAGGACCGCGGAGCUGGUUCGGGGCGACGGGAUGGCGAAGGACGGGGGCGGAGACGGGGACGGUGGUGGUGGUAGGGAGGUGCCGUUAAGGGUCGCACUGGGGAGCGAUGGGUGGGAGAGGAUUCGGGCUAAAUGUGUGGGUGUUUUGGAGGGGUUGAGGGCUUGGGAGGAUGUUGCGAGGAGUACGGAUCUGUGA
Molecule: messenger RNA, 909 nt
Organism: Colletotrichum costaricense
Lineage: Eukaryota; Fungi; Ascomycota; Sordariomycetes; Glomerellales; Glomerellaceae
Exons: 3
Coding region: 1-909 (302 amino acids)
Source: RefSeq, a predicted model, not a curated record